This is a messenger RNA of Arachis duranensis, 2477 nucleotides long. RefSeq lists its product as uncharacterized. The record is from RefSeq and is a predicted model, not a curated record. Gene Ontology annotation, cellular component: plasma membrane. Gene Ontology annotation, biological process: transmembrane transport. The coding region runs from base 33 to 2441 and encodes 802 amino acids. NCBI's taxonomy places the organism in Eukaryota, Viridiplantae, Streptophyta, Magnoliopsida, Fabales, Fabaceae. The transcript is spliced from 3 exons. Gene Ontology annotation, molecular function: transmembrane transporter activity.
UAACACAAUAAUAAUAUUGAAGAAUUAGAGACAUGGCACGGUUCCAAUUCCCAGCAUUAUGGCAAGCAUGCCUAGCCUCAGCCUUCAGAACAGCCCUAGCAUGCACCAUAGUGGGCUCCGUUACCCUCUUGGGCCCACCCUCCAUUCAAACCCUCAUAACCUUCCCUGCAUUCUCAUACGUCUCUCUCGUUCUCAUCAUCAUCAACGACGCCACCUUCGGAGACACCUUUCGAGCAUGCUGGCUCGCCCUCUACGCCACCAUCCAAGCCAUCGGCCCCGCCAUGCUCACCCUCUGGGUUGUACACCCAGCCCGCUUGUCCAAUGCCACCACCGCUGUGGCCGUCGCUGUGGCUGCCUUUGUGGUGGUUCUUCCUUCGGAUCGGUCAACGCAUUUGUUGGCAAAGAGAAUAUCGCUUGGUCAAAUAGUGCUUGUUUAUGUGACAGGUUAUGCUAAUGGAGUCCACACUAAUCCUCUCAUGCACCCUUUACGCUUGGCUGCAAGUACUGCACUUGGCGUCAUCGCUAGCCUUCUUGCUUUGCUUCUUCCCUAUCCUCGUCUUGCCACUUACGAGGUAAAGAGAAAUUACAAGGUAUUAAGGAAGAGUAUGUUGAAGAGAAUGCAAGUGCUAAUAAAGGUAAUAUGCGAGGAUGACAUCAAUUCUGCGUCUGCACAUGCAUUAGUCACUCAUGCUAAGUCUUUCGUAACUACUCAGACCAAGCUCUUUCAAGCCAUCAUCAGCCGUCAAGAUAGCAUAUGGUGGGAGAUACCUCUGCUUAAGGUUUUCAGGUUGCAUUGCUGGGUCCCAAUGAAGAGGCUUCAACAGAUAGAUACCAACCUCAGAGGGAUGGAAUUGGCUUUGAAAAGUACCAACUCAUUCCCAGUCAACAUUGUUAUUCUCAAUGAAGACCUUAAACAUGGCCUUAGCACACUAGAGGAACAUGUUACCUUAACCACAAAACAUGGGGCUUCCCUAACUGUUCCUGAAUCAAGCACAAAAGCCACAACAACUUUCCUCCAAUCAUUUCAUACCAUGCCAACAACCCACCAAGAUUUACCCACUUAUUUCUUCUUAUUUUGUGCCAAACUCCUUCACAACACAUCCUUCACUAGUACAUCAUGUGUUAUACACAAGGACAAAACUCAAAUUUCCCCAAACAGUAAAGGAAACUGGGCUAACUGGGCCAUAAUAAUGGGAAACACAAAUCUUGUUCCAGCAAUUAAAUUUUCAAUCUCAUUGGGCCUUGCUGUGUUCAUGGGAUUAACCUACAGCAAAGAGAAUGGGUUCUGGGCCGGUCUUCCUGUUGCAGUUAGCUAUGUUUCAGGAAGGGAGCCCACAUUCAGAGCAGCAAAUGUAAAGGCCCAAGGAACAGUGUUAGGAACUGUGUAUGGAGUUUUGGGCUGUUUUGUCUUCGAGAGAUUUUUGCCAAUUAGAUUUCUUUCUCUCGUUCCAUGGUUUAUUUUUGCAAGCAUCCUUCAAAGAAGCCGAAUGUAUGGCCCAGCAGGUGGCAUAUCUGCAGUUAUUGGGGCUGUUCUAAUCCUUGGUAGGAAAAAUUUUGGCCCACCAAGCGAAUUUGCCAUUGCAAGAAUCAUUGAAACUUUUAUUGGGCUUUUAUGUUCUAUUUUUGUGGACCUCAUAUUCAUGCCUAAAAGGGCUUCUACUUUAGCCAAAGUUGGGCUCUCUCAAUGUUUGGUCACAAUUGGUGAGUCCAUUGGAUCAUUGGGCCUAAUUGGAGUUACAGGCAAAACUGAUUUGGAAGAUACAUUAAGAAAGUUUAGCAUACAAGUCAAUGAGCUAAGGAAGUUUGUGGUGGAAGCAGAAAUUGAGCCUAAUUUCUGGUUCUUAAAAUUUCAUGAAGAGUGUUAUAAUAAGCUUUUGGAAUCAUUGUCAAAUUUGGUGGAUCUCUUGCACUUUGGAGAUCAAGCAUUGAAGUUUAUCCAACAAGAAUUUCAUAUGGCGGAUGAGAUAUAUGAUGAGAAAGAGGAUGUGAAUAUGCUACAAGAUGAACUUGGACACAUUAAGGAGUUGAUUUGCUCUUCAAUUCAACAUUUGGAGGAAAUAUCUAGAAUGAAAUCUCUUAAGGUUGUUGAGGAGGAGAUUGAGAGAAAGAGAAUCUCUAGUGAUCUUGAACAUGGAAAGUCAACUAAGUGUGAUGCAUGGAUGCUUUCUGUUUUGGGCAAGGAAGGAAUAGAGAAUAAGAUAGACUCUUUUCUUCAAAGGUCUACAAGUGUUGUUGAGAGCUUGUAUGAUGGUGAAAAUGAGAGAGAGUUGAAGAGCCAAAUUGUGGUGAGUUUGAGUGCUUUGGGUUUUUGCUUGAAGACUAUUAUGCAAGAGGUGAUGCAAAUUGAAGAGUGCAUGAAAGAACUUGUUCAGUGGAACAAUCCCAAUAGCGAGAUUAAUUUGUAUGAGAUAUCAUGUAACUUAUAUGCUUUGUACAAAUGAAAUUAAAGUCCAAGCUGUGUAUAAUCAUUUUUAUGA